AGAAAAGUUGCCAUGGGAUACGCGAAGCGCGGCGCCGAUCGCCGACCAGAACCGGCUGCGAAGAAGGCCAAGACAUCGGCAUACCCCGGUGCACCACCACACAUCCCGCGCCAUGCGUCGACGCAUGUGCCUGCGAUCGCAGAACCUGUCGGCCCCAUUAACAGGACGUAUGACGACUUGAUCCAGAUGACGACGGCACACCCGCUGUUUGCCUCCAAGUUUGCGCCAAACCCGAAGUGGGUGUCCACGCUCACCAUGAAGCCGAGUUCCAAGGCAAAGUACAAGAAGAUUGUAGCGAUCGAUUGCGAAAUGUGCGUGACGAUCAAUGAGACGACCAAACAGCGCAACUCGAAAGCGUUGGCGCGCGUCACCGUGAUCGACGGCGAGAACCUGGACAGCAUCCUCGUGGACCUGAUUGUCCACCAGCCUCCGCCAGGACACGUCGUGUUCAGCUACAAGACCCACAUCCAUGGCAUCAAGGAAGUCACGAUCACGGCGUCGACUAUCUCGGAGGAGCGCGCGCGAAAGGAAGUGCUCAAACACGUCGGCCCCGACACCAUCGUGGUCGGCCAUAGCGUGUACGGGGACUUGGCGAGUCUGGGCAUUCAUCACAACCGUGUGAUCGACACGUCGUUCUUGUACACGCGCAAAAACGUGCACGAAAAGUACAAGAUGCCAGGGCUCCGCGACUUGACCAAGCAGUUGCUGGCCAUUGAAAUGCCUGCGGUGCACGACAGUUACCUCGAUGCCAAGACCACCAUGAUGGCUGCCACGUACACACUGACUCACCCAUGCGGAGAGAUUCUGUACUACGACGGACCGCGGACGGACGCCGUCGCCGAAGCGGCUGUCCCAGCGAUUCCAGUGGUCAAAACCACGAGUCAGCCCAUCGUCAAGCCAGAAACGGAAGAUUCUGACGAAGCCAGCACGCACUGGCUCGUGCACAAGAUCCCCAAGGGACUGUACAACUCGGACCUGGAACAGUUUGCCAUCUCACACACCGCCGUGGUGCCGACGAUGGUAGAGAACAUUGUGUUCAAAGACAUGUGGGGCUCGUGCUCGGUGCACUUUCGAUCGUCCGGACAUGCCAAACUCGCGUUUCGCACCCUCGUGGGCAAAGAGUCGGAGGAUCCGCUGCAGCGCCCCGUGAAAACCAUGAACAUCCACGACGCCAAGGGCAAAAAGUUCUCCAACAUCAAGAUCGUCCAAGUGACCCAACGUGUGGGCAAGUCAAAGAAGUAACGAAUCAUUGCAUCUAUCUCCUCCAGGUCGUCGCCAUUUCUUGGAGGGUGGUCGUAAUCAGUAACGUUAUGUUAGCUAGUAUUGCCGAUAGCCACAUCAUUUAAAGCGCGAAAUGUGUAGCUAACGUUACUGUGUUGAGUAUGUACUGAGAGGGAAUCCAUCCCUACAACAGGC
Molecule: messenger RNA, 1416 nt
Organism: Aphanomyces astaci
Lineage: Eukaryota; Oomycota; Saprolegniomycetes; Saprolegniales; Verrucalvaceae
Exons: 1
Coding region: 13-1242 (409 amino acids)
Cellular component (GO): nucleus
Molecular function (GO): exonuclease activity; nucleic acid binding
Source: RefSeq, a predicted model, not a curated record